CGAUGAAGGCAAAGGGCAAAAUAACCUGCUUCUGCAGGUGGUGUUUGUGUGAGAUAAGAUUAACUCCAGAGUUGUUUUAAGUCAUAUUUGUGUUAGGAAUUUGAUAAAACAUUUGUAAUAUCUGUGUAUAAUACAUUUAGACCAUUAAAAAUAUUUGCAGUAAGCCUUUGCCAUGAUUUAGCGAGAAAAAUUGUCAUUAUUGAAUAAUAGCUAUGAUAUUUGGUAUAUGAUUUGCAACAGGUAUUCAAUGAUUCAGGCUGAGCAAAUUUAGAGAGGAACUUACCAUAAUGUUUAGUUUAUAAUCUCUAUGCAUACACGUCUUUUACUUUCAUUUUUAAUGUUUUGAAAUGUAUAAAAGUUGCUUUUCGUUUCGAAGAAAUUUUGAGCAUUUUCCUGUAAUUUUAUACAUUCAGGUGUCAAUUGGAAAGUCUGACUCACUGACUUACAUGAUAUAUCUAUUGAAUUGUUUUGUAGAAAUUAUAAAAGAGUGAAAAUUUUCGAUGUCUGAGGGUCGAGGAAGAGGAAAUAAAGGAAGGGGAAGACGUCGAGGUCGUGGACGUCGUCGUGGUGGGAAUGAAGCACGAACGAAUGAAAGUGUAGCUCCUAGCGGUUUACAAGAUACAAGAUCAAGUGAUAGAGGAGCCAUUGCUUUGACUGUUGAUGAACCAACACCAACUGUCGCACAAGCAACUCCUUCUCAAGAAUUUUAAGUCAGUGAAGAUAAAGAACAAACGAGAAAAAUUUCAAAGAAAUAAGGUCAAAGAAUAAAGAAGCAAGAACAGACUUCUCAACAAGAAACAACAUCUGCUCAAGCAAGCAAUGUUCAAAUUCCCACAGCUCAACAGGAUGUUGAAACCUUAGCAGAAAAUGUCAUACAGUUAAAAGUUCAAGAACAAAGUGAUUCUACAGAUGCUGUAUUUCCUAGAGGAAUAUAGGAUGGUGAAUAUUGUGUGGUGAUUGUAAAAAGAUACUUGGUUGUAGAUAUAGGAUAUAGAUGGAUGAUUGUAGGGGAUAUAGGGUGAUGGUAAAUAUAUACAUUACCUAAUUUGAAGAUGCAAUUGAUUUAACUUUCUUGUUGAGUUGUUGUGUGGUUUGCUUAUUGUAAUGUCAAUCUUUUUAUUUAUCGCUACAAGGUGCAGAAAACCAUGAAGAAAAGGAUGACGAAGAUCUUAUACAAAAAGCUGAAAUGGAAUUUUUUGCUGUAAUUGAUACAGAGAAGAAAUCACACGAAGCAAAAGAGAAACAACAGCAAGAAUCGUUAAAACAAAUGAAUAGAACAUUAAGGAAAGAUGGUAGAAACAAAAAAGAGAUUUACUAUAAGAACAACUUUCGGAAAAGGAUGAGAAGUUAUAAAAGAGUGAAAAUUUUCGAUGUCUGAGGGUCGAGGCAGAAGAAAUAAAGGAAGGGGAAGUCGUCGAGGUCGUGGACGUGGUCGUGGUGGGAAUGAAGCACGAACGAAUGAAAGUGUAGCUCCUAGCGGUUUACAAGAUACAAGAUCAAGUGAUAGAGGAGCCAUUGCUUUGACUGUUGAUGAAACAACACCAUCUGUCACACAAGCAACUCCUUCUCAAGAAUUUCAAGUCAGCGAAGAUAAAGAUCAAGCAAAAUCAACUUCUAAAAAACAACGUCAAAGAAGGAAGAAGCAAGAACAGACUUCUCAACCAGAAACAACAUCUGCUCAAGCAAGCAAUGUUCAAAUUCCCACAGCUCAACAGGAUGUUGAAACCUUAGCAGAAAAUGUCCAGCAGUUAAAAGUUCAAGAACAAAGUGAUUCUAGAGAUGGUGGAUUUCCUGGAGGAAUAUAGGAUGGUGAAUAUUGUUUGCUGAUUGUAAAAAGAUACUUGGUGGUAGAUAUAGGAUAUAGAUGGAUGAUUGUCGGGGAUAUAGGGUGAUGGUAAAUAUAUACAUUACCUAAUUUGAAGAUGCAAUUGAUUUAACUUUCUUGUUGAGUUGUUGUGUGGUUUGCUUAUUGUAAUGUUAAUCUUUUUAUUUAUCGCUACAAGGUGCAGAAAACCAUGAAGAACAUGAUGACAAAGAUCUUAUACAAAAAGGUGAAAUGGAAUUUUUUGCUGUAAUUGAUACAGAGAUAAAAUUACACGAAGCAAAGGUGAAACAACAAGAAUCGUUAAAACAAAUGAAUAGAAUAUUAAGGAAAGAUGGUAGAAACGAAAAAGUGAUUAACUAUAAGAACAACUUUUGCAAAAGGAUGAGGUAUUUAUUGAAAUAUAAACAUCCAUACAAACAUAAACACACAAAAUUAUACUACUUAAAAUUUCUUUAGUAGGAUGAGGCUGUUUUGGACUCACCAAGCAGUUGAAGAAAUGAUAGAGUAUAAUUUUAUCAAUAUUUGCUAAAAAAACUCACAUAAUUUACUAUAAAAUAUACUUUGAUAUUGAUUAUAAAUAAAAGUCCUUUUUAAACAAGCUUGCCAUACUAAACUAGCAGUACAACUAAAAUGGAAGCAAAUCAA
Molecule: messenger RNA, 2470 nt
Organism: Xenia sp. Carnegie-2017
Lineage: Eukaryota; Metazoa; Cnidaria; Anthozoa; Malacalcyonacea; Xeniidae
Exons: 2
Coding region: 1371-1805 (144 amino acids)
Source: RefSeq, a predicted model, not a curated record